AUGGAGGAGCUGGAAGAGGUCUGGGAACGUCUUAAGCUGAACGAGGAGGAGAAUGUGCCGAUUUCGAUCAAUGUAGGGGAAGAAUUCCUGUCAAAGGCAAAACGAAGCUUGGUGGGAAAAAUUAUAGUUGACAGAACGAUCGGGAAGGAAGUUGUGAGGCGAACUAUGGAGAAAAUUUGGAGCGUAGGGAAACCUCUGGUGUUUCAUGAAUUCAGAGCAAAUUGCUUCAUCAUUAUGUUUAUUAAUUCCGCUGAUAGAAACAGAGUUUUGCGAGGUAAGCCAUGGCUCUUUGAUAAUCACUUGUUUGUCUUGAAACUGUUUGAUGGUUUUACUCAACCAAACAAAAUCAACUUUGAAGAGGAGGAGUUUUGGAUUCAGCUUCAUAAUCUACCUCUUGCCUGUAUGAGUAAGUCUGUUGGGGAGUUGAUAGGGAGGUCUGUGGGGGAAGUGGUGGACGUAGACGUGAUGGAGGAUGGGUUGGGAUGGGGAAGAUUCAUGAGGGUCCGUGUAGUGUGUGAUCUGAGAAAGGCAGUGGCUAGAGGACGUACAGUUAACUUACUAGGAAGGAAUAUGUGGGUGCCUCUUACUUAUGAGAAGCUGCCAAGGAUAUGCUUCAAAUGUGGAAGGAUUCUUCACUCUGAGGAAGGAUGUUUGGCAGUUUCGGGUGAGGAAGGAGGUCAGUUUAGGCCGUGGCUGAGAGCAGGUUUGAGUAAAAACUUUAAAUCCGUAGGGUGGUGGAAGAAAGGGACUGAGUCAGAUGAUAGUGGUUACUAG
Juglans regia (Persian walnut) is the source of this 774-nucleotide messenger RNA. RefSeq lists its product as uncharacterized. The transcript has a single exon. The record is from RefSeq and is a predicted model, not a curated record. Bases 1 to 774 code for a protein of 257 amino acids. Lineage: Eukaryota; Viridiplantae; Streptophyta; Magnoliopsida; Fagales; Juglandaceae.